GGGGGAGGUAACGGGCCGGGCGGUACCAUGCGGCGGUGAGGGCGCCGCCGCCGCCUGGGCUGGGGAUCGGGCCGGGGAAAAGAAGCGUCGGGCCGCGGGCUCAGGAGCAGUCUCCCCCGCCGCCGCCGCCGCCGCCGCCGCCGUCCGGGCAUGUCGUCCAACUGCACCAGCACCACGGCGGUGGCGGUGGCGCCGCUCAGCGCCAGCAAGACCAAGACCAAGAAGAAGCAUUUCGUGUGCCAGAAAGUGAAGCUGUUUCGGGCUAGCGAGCCGAUCCUGAGCGUCCUGAUGUGGGGGGCCAACCACACGAUCAAUGAGCUCAGCAAUGUUCCAGUCCCUGUCAUGUUAAUGCCAGAUGACUUCAAAGCAUACAGCAAGAUCAAGGUGGAUAAUCAUCUCUUCAAUAAGGAGAACCUACCCAGCCGAUUUAAAUUUAAAGAGUACUGCCCGAUGGUGUUCCGAAAUCUCCGGGAAAGAUUUGGCAUUGAUGAUCAGGAUUAUCAGAACUCAGUGACACGCAGUGCCCCCAUCAACAGUGACAGUCAGGGCAGAUGUGGAACACGUUUCCUCACCACCUAUGAUCGUCGCUUCGUCAUCAAAGCUGUGUCAAGUGAGGACGUGGCCGAAAUGCACAACAUUCUCAAGAAGUACCACCAGUUCAUAGUAGAGUGUCAUGGAAACACUCUUUUGCCCCAAUUCCUGGGCAUGUACCGCCUGACUGUGGAUGGUGUGGAGACCUACAUGGUGGUCACUAGGAAUGUGUUCAGCCACCGGCUGACUGUACACCGGAAGUACGAUCUCAAGGGCUCCACUGUGUCCAGAGAAGCCAGCGACAAAGAGAAGGCCAAGGAUUUGCCGACCUUCAAAGACAACGAUUUCCUCAAUGAAGGACAGAAAUUGCAUGUAGGGGAGGAGAGUAAAAAGAAUUUCCUGGAGAAAUUAAAACGGGAUGUAGAGUUCCUGGCGCAGCUUAAAAUCAUGGAUUACAGCCUUCUGGUAGGCAUCCAUGAUGUGGACCGGGCAGAACAGGAGGAGAUGGAAGUGGAGGAGCGGGCAGAGGAUGAGGAAUGUGAGAAUGAUGGGGUGGGCGGCAAUCUGCUCUGCUCCUACGGGACACCCCCUGACAGCCCUGGGAACCUUCUCAACUUCCCCCGAUUCUUUGGCCCUGGGGAAUUUGACCCAUCUGUGGAUGUUUAUGCCAUGAAGAGCCAUGAAAAUGCCCCUAAGAAGGAAGUGUAUUUCAUGGCCAUCAUUGACAUCCUCACACCCUAUGAUGCCAAGAAAAAAGCUGCACAUGCUGCCAAAACAGUGAAACAUGGGGCUGGGGCGGAAAUUUCAACAGUGAACCCUGAGCAGUACUCCAAGCGCUUCAAUGAAUUCAUGUCCAACAUCCUGACAUAGUCGUCGUCUGCUUGCAGCCAGAACCCGAGUGCUGGGGUGGGAGCUGGGAAGGAAAGGGGGGGCAGGUGGAGAGCUGAGGGGGGAGAGGGUAAGCUUCAGAGAAGAGACUAACGUAGCCUGCAACACUGUACAAGACACUGUAGCAGCGUGUGCGAGAGUGAGUGAGUGAGUGUGUGUGUGUGUGUGUGUGUGUGUGUGUGUGAGAGAGAGAGUUUUGUGGGGAUCUUCAUCUUCUGUGCACCCUGGAUUCCCCCACUUGACCCUGGUGGAAAAGUGGCCCUCUCUUUGUUACUGAGACACCCAGAGGCUGGGCAGGGCUCCGUCGGGUUUAUUUGGGUUUUGUUUUUUUAAAUCGCAUUGCUUCAACAUUGUUAUUUAUAAUGUUGUGUGCAAGUCAUCCUGUUCUCCUCCACCCCAACUCUGUUUUAAUGAAAAAGCCCCAGUAGCCCUCCCUGCAUUGGGGCCAGUUAGAGCAAAGCACUAUGACAUCAGAAAGGAGAAUGCCAGUAACUUCCAAACCUCUUGGGGGGGAUUUGGUUGGAUGGAUUAUUUUUUUAAACUAGGGUAUCGAGUGCAGCUCUCCCCACUGCCUACCAUGCAUAGAAAUUCAAAAUGAGAUUGUUCUUCCAUCAGUACUUACUCCCUUCCCCCAGCCCCCGACAUGGCCCAGCACAGGCCAUGGGGGACUGAUGGCCAAAGAUGUCAGAGUUUGUUGGCUUUUGGAGCCAUUUGUUUUAAAAAGAGACUGCACAUGCCCAUGGAAUCCUGGCAGGUGUUUCCUUCUCAAAGCCUGCCUCCCAGUGGAUCCCAGAAGUAGAAAGUACGCUAAUGGAUAUUAUCAUCAUGUAUUCAGUUAUUUUUCCCUUCUAAAACCUCAAGAAAUCAGAGCAUGAAAGUCACCGAAAAUCUUGUGUACUUCUUCCCUUUCAAUUUAAUCUCCCCCCCUCCCCAAACCCAGCAAGCCUUAUUUAGUUUUGGACUUGUGUGGGUCCAAGUUCUUAAUCUGAGGGAAGUUAAAUUGUUCCUUCUGAGUGUCUUCUCCAGUGAGAUCUUUCCUAGUUCUGUAAUAUAGAUGUCUUAUUCUUCAACUCCUGGUGUAGCAUUCAAAAGCCCUCAAGGUUAAUGAGUGAAUGUCCCUUUUCUAUUUGCAAUGGCUCAGGAGUCAUCUGGAGAAAACACUUCCAGUAAGUUAAAAGUCAUGUACUUAGUAAUAUAUGUGACCAAGAUCAGUACCAUCUGGGAUGACUUUAACCCCCCCAAAAUAACCCUGGAUUUUUAGCUAGUUGCCCAUUCAUUCUUCUUUCCAUUUAGAAAUAAUGGGCUUCUUCAACUUCAUUUUGGGCUCUCCUACCUCAGGGGCCCUGAUUUACUUUUGUUUCAGAAAUGAGCCAGGCAUAGGUCUUUCUGAGGUCAAGCAGUUUCCCCCUUUUCAGAGAGAAAACUCGGCCACAAGGGAUCUAACCAAGUGAAAAUACUGAGUGAGGGUGGGAAAAGGACAGACAACCAGGGCAAGUAUUGGAGAAGCUUGUAAAUAGUAUUGUCCAAGACAGUAUGGUUUGCCACACCAUUUGGAAUGAGGUUUGAUUUUCUUUGUUGUAGUUUGGGCUUAGCUUCUAAAGCAGGAAUGGGAAGCUUUUAUCCUCUACCUUUUGGCCUGGAUUCAUUAUAGGAAUGGAUUAGAGAUGAUAGAUUAGUCAUCCCUGCCCUGUGCUGCUUGGAUGAAAUUCAGAGAAGUGGUAGGUGCAAGGUACCUUGGAUCAGCUAUCUGCAACAAAGCUUCCAAGGUGACGGGAUAGAACUUGGAACCAGAUGACCCUCAGAAAGCCAGUCAGACUUAGGAAAGAAUUUAUGUAGGAAUGAUUUUUGGACUUGACCCCAUCCCUAAAUCAAGAAUGAAAAGUUGGAUAUGAUUCUAGACCUCUGUUGUCUGAGAAGUUUGGAAGAUUGUCCUUUUAACACUUGUGCUCCCAUCAUUCUCUUUCCAUUACAUCUGUUGAUCAUGUUGCCAUAAUGUGUAUAGAAAGUGCAGAUGUGAUUUAAUCAUUUAAAGAUAUACUACCCAGGUAUCUAACUUGUUUUUAACAUUAUGGUUUUUAAUUUUUUUUUUUUUUUGUAUAUUGUUUACAUUUUUGAGAGGUAGCAUUCUGUUUCAAAUACUCAUUUUGUUUCUAGUCAGUAUUUUUGGUUAUCUCCCAGCUGCAAGGUAAGAGUUACCAGCAUUUGAGUUGUGGUUUGGUGAUUUUUUUUAAAAAGGGUUUUAAAAAUGGUUACUCCAUUUUCUGCUAUUUCUCAGAACCUUAGGUUUUGUCCUUUGGAUUUAGAAUAUUUAAAAGCUAUUCAUCUUUAUUCAAGUUUUCUCAUUUUUUAAUGGUUAGAAAAUGUAGAAAAAAGAAGGGAACUGGUAUUCAAAGGCUGUUUCCCCCCACAUCCUUUGGGUAGGUGGAGUCUGACAUUUUCCCUGUCCUCCAUUUUUAUGUUGAUUUUGCACAGAAGAUAGCUCUAAGAAGAGAUGAGAAGCUGUUACAGUCUUAAUGUAAAAUUUAAGAGCAAUUCUGGAGUCUCUGGAGGUCAAAGGUUUAAAACAGGAAAGGCAGAGUGAAGUUAUAGAGAGGGUCUGUCUUCCUUUCCUCCUUUAGGGGACUAAGUAAUAUGUAUUUCUAUUAACAUGAGUCCUCCUCUUCAGACCUAUUUGAAUGUUUGUGGCUGCAAAUGAGAAUCCAGUAGGCUCCUUGUCACAGUGAAGAAUUACUCUUAUACCUCCACGAUAAAGACCACUACCUGAAGGCCCUGGCCUCUUUAAACUCAGUGACCACUAACCUUUGCAUGCAUUCAUGUCCCACCCCUACACUUCACCACAAUACACAUACACACAAACUCCCCCUUUCCAAUUCUGUUUGGUGGAUUGGAAGAUAUUCCAGCAAAUUAUCAGCCCAGCAAUCCAGGCUGAGUAUGCCUAGAUCCUUAAGGUUAUUCUCUCAAAAGGACUGGGCAAUCUAUAGCCCUUCUCUGGUCUCCCACUGAUUCUGUGGUGGCAACAUUAGUCUGACUGUAAUUGGUAAAGAGGCUGCUAACCCCUUCCUACUCUCCUGUUCUGUAUCUCAGGACAGGACCUCCCCAGCUGGUGCUUCUGACAUAUAUUUAUACCCUGGGUGGAAGAAGAUAGUACUUUGUUUUUGUCCUUAUCCCAGGAAAAAGAGAAAAUUAUCUACCAUUUUGCAUUUAGAAUGGAAGUGUUGUUUGCCUCAUUCUUAUGUAAAACAGCCCCCUUCAUAUGAAGAACAAUUUUAAACUCUAAAAGGCUAGGGAAUGGUUGGACUGGUUUAAUUUUUUAAGUACAGAGAGUAAAGGGAAAAAUUUUACAUUGCACCAAUAUGAGGGCUGAUGGAUGGCUCAUUUCAAAAGGUCCAGUUCCUUGUAUUUGAAACAUGGCAAUUCUAUAGAUCAUAUCAUCAGAAAAUUUGUAAUCAAUCAUUGUGCUUCUCUUCUCCCCCCCCCCCCCCCCCCUUUUUCAAGUCUUUACUUAAAGGUAUUCUUUACCUAAUCUCUUGAUGUCAUGUCCAUAUCUCCCAGAAAGGUUGGGGUAGCAGAUCUUAAGGGGAGCUUACUUAAGGAAGAACUUUUCUCGCCCUGCUCAUAGUCACUUUGCAAGAGAUCUAGUGUAAUGCCUCAAAGGAGAUAAGUCCAGGAUUGUUCCUUAACUGGUAUCAUGCUCUUCAGCACAGACAGAUCAUUGCAAUUGAAACAAAAUGUGAAUAAAGUUUUGGGUUCAACUUUUUUGGGGAAGGGAAAAACUCCACCAAUCAUGACAUCUAGAUUUCCAUUUUUUAAAUAGGAAUUUUCAGUCCUCUGUGCUUGUCUGUUUGCUCGGAGAAGUUUGAGACCCUAUUACUGUUUUGAAAUGCAUGCAUGUUAAAAGAUGAAUCUCUGACCCAAGGGAAAAAAAAUAAAACUCCAAAUUUUGUGUACA
Sarcophilus harrisii (Tasmanian devil) is the source of this 5368-nucleotide messenger RNA. It is a transcript of the gene PIP4K2B, whose product is annotated as phosphatidylinositol-5-phosphate 4-kinase type 2 beta. Gene Ontology annotation, biological process: phosphatidylinositol metabolic process. The coding region runs from base 151 to 1401 and encodes 416 amino acids. NCBI's taxonomy places the organism in Eukaryota, Metazoa, Chordata, Mammalia, Dasyuromorphia, Dasyuridae. Gene Ontology annotation, molecular function: phosphatidylinositol kinase activity. The record is from RefSeq and is a predicted model, not a curated record. The transcript has 10 exons.